CAUAAACCCUCCCCUCAUUAUCCGUCCUGGCAGACAUCAUAUCAUGCUUCAAAAGCCUGCAGUGAUCCACAUCCAGACCAUAUCCAAUCUUUUCCGAAUUAAGGGUUGGAUUUACAAAUGUUUGUCAUAAUAGUUUUUGGAGGACCAAUGCCUGUCUGUCCCUUUAAACCAACUGUCAGCUGUAUCCUUUCAUUUGUUCAAUGAUCAAAGAUGUCCAACCAGGGGGAGGGGGGGUCUAGGCAGGUUCAAACAUCCUCUAUGAUGUUCCCAAAGGAUCCCCUUUAUAAAGCUGUUUUCCUCCUGACUUCCUGCUCUUCUCAUCGUGAUCAGUGAAGAACAUCCCUUGCUGCCCAGCAUCACUAUGUCUUUUGUAGAAGAACACGGAGGCCAUCAGUACGAUGAAGAGGAGGAUCAAGGAGAGGGAGAACGACCCAGAUGCAGGCCUGUGGUCACACAGCUUGCAGCACCAAAGAUCCCUGAAGGGGAGAGGGUUGAUUUUGACGACAUUCACAGAAAAAGGAUGGAGAAGGAUCUCCUGGAGCUACAGACCCUGAUUGAUGUUCACUUUGAGCAGAGGAAGAAGGAAGAAGAGGAGCUGAUUGGACUCAAAGACAGAAUUGAGAGAAGGAGAGCAGAGAGAGCCGAGCAGCAGCGUGUCAGGGCUGAAAAAGAGCGGGACAGACAGACCCGGAUUGCAGAAGAAAGACAGAGGAAAGAGGACGAGGAAGCAAAGAAAAGGGCAGAUGAUGAGGCCAAGAAGAAGAAGGUCCUCUCCAACAUGGGGGCUCAUUUUGGAGGUUUCCUUGCAAAGGAAGAACAAAGAAGAGGCAAGAGACAAACGGCAAGGGAGAUCAAGAAAAAGACUUUGGCAGAAAGACGCAAGCCACUGGGUACUGAGAACCUGAAGGAGGACGGUCUGAGGGAGAGAGCCAAGGAAAUGUGGGAACGGAUCUAUCAGCUGGAGUCAGAGAAGUUUGACCUGACUGAAAAGAUGAAGAGGCAGAAAUAUGAGAUCACUGUCCUUCUGAACAGAAUCCAACAUGCUCAGAAGUUCAAAAAGGGCCACGGGAAGGGAAAAGUUGGAGGGCGUUGGAAGUAAGACUUCCCGCAAACCAGUACUGGGGAGAUAUAACUCAUCUUCAGGAUAUACCUGCAGUAAUUUUGUCAUAUUCAUAUCUUCAACAGAGAAGUGCUAGUUUUCCUAUAGUGUUUCCAUCUAAAAUCACUUAUUUAAAUGCAUGGCUUAGUAAAAUAAACUUCUUUGCACAGGAAUA
This is a messenger RNA of Cyprinodon variegatus (sheepshead minnow), 1274 nucleotides long. RefSeq names its product troponin T, slow skeletal muscle-like. Bases 362 to 1099 code for a protein of 245 amino acids. Gene Ontology annotation, molecular function: tropomyosin binding; troponin T binding. Gene Ontology annotation, biological process: regulation of muscle contraction; slow-twitch skeletal muscle fiber contraction; sarcomere organization. The transcript has 13 exons. Lineage: Eukaryota; Metazoa; Chordata; Actinopteri; Cyprinodontiformes; Cyprinodontidae. The record is from RefSeq and is a predicted model, not a curated record. Gene Ontology annotation, cellular component: troponin complex.